Ailuropoda melanoleuca (giant panda) is the source of this 798-nucleotide messenger RNA. It is a transcript of the gene MED21, whose product is annotated as mediator complex subunit 21. Gene Ontology annotation, biological process: regulation of transcription by RNA polymerase II. The coding region runs from base 59 to 493 and encodes 144 amino acids. Gene Ontology annotation, molecular function: transcription coregulator activity. The transcript is spliced from 4 exons. The record is from RefSeq and is a predicted model, not a curated record. Gene Ontology annotation, cellular component: mediator complex. Lineage: Eukaryota; Metazoa; Chordata; Mammalia; Carnivora; Ursidae.
GAGGCUGCCCAGUCGUGCGCGAGCAGCUGCUUUAGCCUCCUCAGCUUGCUGGAGGAACAUGGCGGACCGGCUUACACAGCUGCAGGACGCGGUGAACUCGCUUGCAGAUCAGUUUUGUAAUGCCAUUGGAGUUUUGCAGCAGUGUGGUCCUCCUGCUUCAUUUAGUAAUAUUCAGACUGCAAUUAACAAAGAUCAGCCAGCUAAUCCUACAGAAGAAUAUGCCCAGCUUUUUGCAGCACUGAUUGCACGAACGGCAAAAGACAUUGAUGUUUUGAUAGAUUCAUUACCCAGUGAAGAAUCUACAGCUGCUUUACAGGCUGCUAGCUUGUAUAAGCUCGAAGAAGAAAACCACGAAGCUGCUACGUGUCUGGAGGAUGUUGUUUAUCGAGGGGACAUGCUUCUGGAAAAGAUACAAAGUGCACUUGCUGAUAUUGCACAGUCACAACUGAAGACAAGGAGUGGUACCCAUAGCCAGUCUCUUCCAGACUCAUAGUACCGGUAUAUACCACGUGGCUGAGAAAAGAACUUUUUCAGUGCCAUUAAGAAUUCUGCAUCAAAUUUAGAUGUAAGCCUUACCAACAGUUAUAGAAACAUUAAGCACUAUGACACACGUUACCUUUUUAGCUAUUUUUUAAUAUUCUUCUGUUUUCACUCUUGAUAUUUAAGCUUCUAAAAUUGCAAUUGAACCAGCUUUAAACCAUCAUUAAUACCAUCAUUUUUUAUUAUUGAAAUGAAAUUAUUGAGGCAGGUAUAGCAUUAAUGGUUAUAAUGUAAUUAAACAGAUGUACUUUAAAAUUC